Molecule: messenger RNA, 1114 nt
Organism: Anopheles coustani
Lineage: Eukaryota; Metazoa; Arthropoda; Insecta; Diptera; Culicidae
Product: ubiquitin-conjugating enzyme E2-17 kDa-like
Exons: 2
Coding region: 1-465 (154 amino acids)
Source: RefSeq, a predicted model, not a curated record
AUGGUUAUGGUAAAGACUAUAGCGUCAAAAAGACUUAACAGGGAACUAGAACAGUUGCAAAGAAACCCGCCGACACUUUUCUCAGCAGUCCCUGUUCACCCACUUCUGCUUAAGUGGCAAGCUACAAUCAUGGGACCACCAGACAGCCCAUACCAGGGAGGCAUGUUUUCCUUAACAUUAACAUUUCCAUUAAACUAUCCGAUGGAACCACCUGAGGUGGUUUUCACAACACGUAUAUACCACCCCAACAUAAGCAGCGACGGUUCGAUGCGUCCGGACAUUCUACAAAAUAAAUGGUGGACACCUGUUCUUACCGUGUCAAAAGUAUUAUUAUUUAUCUACUGUAUGCUUCGCGAUCCAAAUCCGGACGAUCCACUGAAUUUCGAAAUCGCCCAAGUAUAUAAAACAAAUCGGGAAAUAUAUAAUCGAUUUGCACGGAUCUGGACACAAAGAUAUGCAAUGUAAUACGUUCAAGGCGAUUCUUUGCAUCUAGCCUACGAUAUGAGUGGCGGCGGUGGCGUCUGCGGGAUCAAAACCAUCAGCAGUAACGAAGUCUUCAGUCAAGGCAAGUAAGAAGCACAAGAACAAGUCAACAUCGACAUCGUCGUAACAAACAGCAACAUCACCAACCACAUCCCCAACAUCUUCAGCUUAACAGUAAACUCAAAGGACUAAGACUAUUCAUCAUCGAUUGGACCAGAUAUUAUCCUCACUUUAGUAUUUAGUUGCAACCUGUCCAUUGAUAUACGAGAACAGUAACAAAAACCACCCCUUGGCAAUACGACCGACAACAAAACUGAGCCAGAGUUUCUUUCGAUCACUUUUGCUUCAGACUAAUUUACAUUGCGUUGCCAUUGUAACUUCCACCCUGUAGGUGUAGCCAAGACUUUACCAACCAAGAAUAGUCUGCGAAGUUUAAUCGAAUGCUGCCAGACAUCCAGAAAUAGGAACCGUUAAUAAACUGAUAUCAAAAAGAAGAAUUGUAGACUUAAAAGAGGCUAUUGAUCUUUGUAUUCAUGAAGAAUUUUCUUGAACUCCUUGAAUUUAUUUGUCCAACAUAACUGAACUCUUCAAUUGUAUAAUCAAUUUGAUAAAAAAUAACCCAAUAAAUUCA